AUGGCGGACGCGGUGCUGCGCCGGCUCCUGAGGCUGCACCGCACGGAGAUCGCGGUGGCGGUGGACAGCGCCUUCCCCCUGCUGCACGCGCUGGCCGACCACGACGUGGUCCCCGAGGACAAGUUCCAGCCAAAGGAAUGGCCUCCAGGACGCUUCCUUACCCCCACCCUCAACACCCUGAGCUACCACCUGACCCCACCACAAGCUGAGGAGAUGGACGUGGAGGAGACGCUUCGUCUGAAGGAGAAGGAGGGCUGCCCUCAGGCCUUCCACGCCCUCCUGUCCUGGCUGCUGACCCAGGACUCCGCAGCCAUCCUGGACUUCUGGAAGGUUCUGUUCAAGGACUACAACCUGCAGCGCUACGGCCGGCUGCAGCCCAUCCUCGACAGCUUCCCCCAGAGAGCUGCAGAUGUGGACCUCAGCCAGCCCCGGAAGGGGAGGAAGCCCCCGGCCAUCCCCAAGGCUUUGGUGCCACCACCCAGGCUCCCCACCAAGAGGAAGGCCUCAGAAGAGGCUCGAGCUGCCACGCCAGCAGCCCUGACUCCAAGGGCCACCUCCAGCCCAGGAUCUCAACUGAAGGCCAAGCCCCCCAGGAAGCCGGAGAGCAGCGCAGAGCAGCAGCGCCUUCCGCUUGGGAAUGGGAUUCAGACCAUGUCAGCUUCAGUCCAGAGAGCUGUGACCGUGUCCUCUGGGGACGUCCCGGGAGCCCGAGGGGCCGUGGAGGGGAUCCUCAUCCAGCAGGUGUUUGAGUCAGGGAGCUCCAAGAAGUGCAUCCAGGUCGGGGGAGAGUUUUACACUCCCAGCAAGUUCGAAGAUCCCGGUGGUGGGAAGAGCAAGGCCCGCAGUAGCGGUGGCCUGAAGCCUCUGGUUCGACCCAAGGGAGCCCAGGGCGCUACCCCCGGUGGAGGUGAGCCUAGGCUGGGCCAGCAGGGCAGGGCUCCCGCCCCUCCGGUCCUCCCCGGUGACCCCCAGCCCCACCAGAAGAACGAGGACGAGUGUGCCGUGUGCCGGGACGGCGGGGAGCUCAUCUGCUGUGACGGCUGCCCUCGAGCCUUCCACCUGGCCUGCCUGACCCCGCCACUCCGGGAGAUCCCCAGUGGGACCUGGAGGUGCUCCAGCUGCCUGCAGGCGACAGUCUCUGAGAUGCGGCCCCGGGGAGAGGAGCCCCGGCCCCAGGAGCCACCCGUGGAGACCGCGCUCCCCCUGGGGCAGAGGUCAGCGGGAGAGGAGUUGAGGGGUCCACCCGGGGAGCCCCCAGCCAGCAUGGACACGUCUCUCAUCUACAAGCACCUGCCAGCCCUGCCUCCCGCAGCCCCCCUGCCAGGGCUGGACCCCUCGGCCCUUCACCCCCUACUGUGUGUGAGCCCUGAGGGGCAGCAGCAUCCGGCUCCCGGUGCGCGGUGCGGGGUGUGUGGAGAUGGCACAGACACACUGCGGUGUGCUCACUGCGCUGCUGCCUUCCACUGGCGCUGCCACUUCCCGGCAGGCGCCCCCCGGGCAGGGACAGGCCUUCGCUGCAGAUCCUGCUCAGGAGACCUGACACCGGCCCCUGUGGAGGGGGCACCGGCCCCCAGCCCCGCCCACCUGGGCCCCGGGCCCACCAAGGACGACACUGACAGUCAGGAGCCCACUCUGCACAGGGAUGACCUGGAGUCCCUCUUGAGCGAGCACGCCUUCGACGGCAUCCUGCAGUGGGCCAUCCAGAGCAUGGCCCGCCCACUGGCGGAGGCGGCCCCCUUCCCCUCCUGACCCCGGACGGCCAGGAUAGCCAGCGGCCUGGAGCUGCCCUCCCUCCCACCGGGCAGCAGACGGCGCUGAGCUCCCCCUCACACCACGCAGCUCUGAUCAGAGGGCGCCGAGAAGGACACCUCCUCCCUUAGCCCUGAAGCCCUGAAGCUGGGACCAACAAGAAGGGGCGGCACCUCGUCUUGUCCUCAGCUGCAGACACAGCCCUGUGUUGUGGGGACCGCAGCCAUCACGCCUGGAAAUUAAAACCUGUGGUUUCGA
Messenger RNA from Callithrix jacchus (white-tufted-ear marmoset), 2007 nucleotides. The record is from RefSeq and is a predicted model, not a curated record. NCBI's taxonomy places the organism in Eukaryota, Metazoa, Chordata, Mammalia, Primates, Cebidae.